GUUUGCUUCCCCCACUGAAAUUAUAUAUCCUUUGCUUCAUUUUUUCCUAUUCUUCCAAACAAAGCUCAUUUCUUUCACUGAAGCCUCCACAGAGAAGAAGAAACCUUCACUGCAAGACAAUGGCAUUUGCAGGCACAACCCAGAAGUGUAUGGCUUGUGAAAAGACCGUCUAUCUCGUCGACAAGUUGACCGCUGAUAACCGUGUCUACCACAAAGCCUGCUUCAGAUGUCACCAUUGCAAAGGAACUCUCAAGCUCAGCAACUACAAUUCCUUUGAAGGGGUUCUUUACUGCAGGCCACACUUUGAUCAGAUCUUUAAGAGGACUGGUAGUCUUGACAAAAGCUUUGAAGGGACACCCAAGAUCGUAAAACCAGAGAAACCGAUCGAUGGCGAGAAACGGGCAGCGAGCAAGGUUGCUAACAUGUUCGAUGGAACAAGAGAUAAAUGUCUUGGCUGUAAUAACACCGUCUUUCCAAUAGAAAAGGUUACUGUGAAUGGAAUUCCAUACCAUAAAACUUGCUUCAAAUGCUGUCAUGGAGGAUGCACGAUCAGCCCUUCAAACUACAUCGCUCACGAGGGGCGACUUUACUGCAAGCACCACCAUAUCCAACUGAUCAAGGAGAAAGGAAACUUGAGUCAGCUUGAAGGAGACCAUGAAAAGAUAACAAGGGAGAAAAUCAAUGGUGGAGAGGUGGCUUCUGAGGCCUGAUCUGCACAAUCUAGCUUUCUCUUAUAGCUAUCAGAUCAGACAAGAUGGGCUUAUAUCCUCCUCUGCAACCCUCAAGAGUCUUUUAAGGCUAUGCACUAAGAAAAAUACAAGCAUCAGUUGUGUUUCCUGUUAAAAGUGUGUUUUUUGGCCUCUCUGUUUCUUAUAUAUUCAAAUAACAUGCUCAAACAGAUGCCAAGAUCUGUUUGAUUUUCACCAUC
Messenger RNA from Cucurbita pepo subsp. pepo (vegetable marrow), 928 nucleotides. RefSeq names its product GATA type zinc finger transcription factor family protein (gene WLIM1). Lineage: Eukaryota; Viridiplantae; Streptophyta; Magnoliopsida; Cucurbitales; Cucurbitaceae. The record is from RefSeq and is a predicted model, not a curated record.